UGUAAGACAACACAAACAAAACGUUCUUUUAUUUUCUUUUUAAACCAAUGAACCAAAACUUUUUUAUGGAUUGCUUUUAAUUAUAUACAAUAAAACAGUUUAUUUCUACAGCUGAAUUAAUCAAUCGAAGUUAGUUGCUUGACAAAUGGGCAAUAUUUUCUGUCUUUCUCGAUGUUUUUCUUAUAAAGUUCGUAAAGUGUGUAAUCUCAAAAGAUUGUUCGAGGGGCCCCAUAGUUUUGCGGAAUCAUUGCUUUAAGCAUCUGUCGUGAUUUUGGAUGCUAAAAUUUGCUUUUGCUUGAUACAAGCUUUACGGAAAUCGGUAAGAACAUGCUUCUUCGCUACUGAAUACUUGUUUAUGAUGUCCAAUCAGUGCCGCGCGUGCCUAAAGAAAAUUUACCACUGGAGUCCAAGAGAGAAAACGAACUUAUUUUACACAAUUGUGGCUUUUUCGUUUGUAUGUAGAUCGAUUCCAAAACUGCUAGAUGUUUAUGAUGCUAAAUUGCUCCCGAUACGUUGAUAGUGAACCAGCCAUGUGUGUUUGGAUUCGCCGUAUCACAAAGAGGCGAUCACAUAGCUAUACGCUUAAUCUAUGAAUUUCAACCGAACACCUGUCACUUAAUCUUAAAUACGUGUGGUUUUGCCACUGGUGUGCAAACGAACUUGGUAGCAAGAGCACUCGAACCGUCUUGUGCAGAGAGAAGUAUGGUGACAUGGAUUGUUAUUAAGAAGAACUGUUCAUCAGUUGAAGUUUUCUUGGUUUGCCAGUGUUCACUGAUUUAUUGGUGAGCAUAAUUUGCCUGGAGUGGCUGGAAGAGUUAACUGGGUUGCCGUAUUGCACAUGCUAGUUCCUUAUAACUCAAUCAUUUACAGCAACACGAACACGAGAGUUAACUGCAAAUAAGAUCCUGGGUCAUAAAACAAGUCUGCUGUUCUUUUGCAAUCCUCAAAAUGGCCACCGAUCUCCGGGAAAUCAAUGGGACGAUGAAAAAUUUUCCAAAUAUGAAGAACUUCACUCGCCCAGCUUUGGUAGAUAAUGUUGAGCUGGAAAUAACCAUUUACUCAUUUUAUGGAGUUAUCUUCUUGUCCGGGUUCUUUGGGAACAUGCUGGUAGUCCUGAAGAUAAUUCGAUCUGAGAAAACAAAAUCAAUGAAACACUGUUUCUUGCUGAACCUGGCAAUUACAGAUCUGCUGACCUUGUUCAUCGUCCUGCCGCUCACCAUAACAGGCCGAUAUUUGUCGUGGCCCUUUGGAGAGUUCGUCUGCAAGUAUAUAUUCCCCCUUACAGAUGUUGUCAUUGCAGUUUCUGUUCUUACCCACGUCAGCAUCAGUCUGGAUCGAUAUCGCACCAUCAUAUACCCAAUGUCAGCAAAGCCCAGCCACUUGCAACGCAUUCUAACCUUGGUUGCCAUUUGGGUGAUCUCCUACCUUCUUAACGGUUUACCCCUCAGCUUGGUCCUUCAACUUGGAGAAGGUUAUUGGGUGCCUCAAGCUUGCAUUCUCCAGUGGCCAAACAUACACGUUAAAAAUGCCUACUACCUUCAGAGGGUGGUGAUGAUCUUCUUUCUACCAAUCAUUGUCAACUUGCUUUCCUACAUCCGAAUCAGUAAAGCAUUAAAAGCAAGCCUACUACUGUUGCAAGGAUCUGCCCGCGGGAAAAAGCGCGAGACACGCAUUCGGAGUCAACAACGACUUAUACGAAUGUUUCGUGCCAUUUUCAUUGCCUUUGUGGUAUGCUUCUUCCCCAUUCACAUCUUAACAAUGCUGAGCCUAUUCGUUGAGAAUUUCUACCUGUGGAGUGGCAGCGGACAGGUAUUUCAAGUUGCUCUGGUGUUUGCGUAUGCCAACAGCAUGUGCAAUCCUGUCAUUUUGGUGAUAAUGAGCACAGAUUACAGGAAGACGUUCUAUUCAUACCUUCCCAGAAUUCGCUGUCCAUCAUGCUCAAUUUUGCUGGAAAAGAAAGAAGGAAUGUCUCUAACCUGCAGGGAAGUCAGUUAUUCCAUGCAUUCAUUGCACCGAAGGAGCAAAGAAGAUAACCUAGAGGAUGCUGGGAAAUACGAGUGCUAUGACCUGACCGGGGAAAGCCCACUCCAAAUGAGGUUUCUGGAACAAGAGGGAAACGAGAUAUGAUCUAAGGGGACCUAUUGUUCAGGCCAAACUGGUGUUGGACCCUGAUUUUAACUGAAUACCAAUGUAUACUAGUUCAACAUAGUUGGUGUUGUAAAAUUUGAAUUGUAUUGGCAUUAGCUUUAUAACCUGUGUCCCGGUUUAAAACAUAUUCAGCCUUAGAGGCUUUAUUUGGGCUUGGUUAUGCAUUUCGGAUAAUUAACAGUAUAAAACAGGCUGGCAGAAGCUGCUGUAGAUAACUUUUUAACCAUACUUUCAACUGUGUUCCUCGGACAGUGGAUUAAAUCUUGUGCGUAAAGUUGUAAGGGUAUUCAGGCACGCCGGAGCUGGGGGUGUUGGUUGGCUAUGGCCCCCUUACCUUCCUUUUUUGCUGAACAAUGAUAUUCAGGGCAUCAAAGAUUAUUGGGGGGAAUCACCAUAAAAGUUUGCCAAUUUGUCCAGAGCCUUCCCCCAAACACAAACUGUGCUCUAGCGUCCCUGGUAUUGUCUGUAUUUAUCAAGCCUUUCGGUUGAGUAUACACAAGUUUAAGCGCCUUGAGAUGGUGCUUGAAACCAUUUUUCGUUAUCCAGACGUUGUGUUGCUUCUAUAAUGAAAUUUUGAAUGGGGAGGGGGGGGGGAGACAUAAAUUUGAAUAACUUGUUAGGGAUCGUUUUUACCAAAAAGAUUUCAAUUUAAUCACAUAACUAUACAAUGUGGUCCAAGAAACAUCUUUUCAAGUAGCAACCCAAAUUUUCUAUUACAAUAUUUUCUAUCAAGUGAUCCUUUCUAUCCCAUUAUAUAGAUUUGAAGUUUGUUGUAUAGAAAACCUUACUCGAUUUCCAGAAGGAGCUUAAAGAAUAGAUCCCUAGCCAUUCUUUGCAAUCAAUAUUCCAAAGUAGUUUUACGAAUACGCUAGCCGUAUCUCCACAACUAUUUGGGUUAAGGCGACAUCUUAAGCGUUACUUCUUAUGAUAUCACUGAUUACAGUUCAUCAUAACCUGCAUCACAGACUAUAACUGAGGUUGAGGUAUCCAGUUAUGAUCUAUCAUGAUGUUCAUUACUGCCUAAAGUAUGAAAUAUCCCUCAGGUCAUUUCAUUUUUUUCUAGAGAAAGUAUCUUAGGCUAAUCAGUUAGAGAUUACUUUUAUCCUAGGACUGUAAGCAUCCCAGCAAAAUGAAUUUAGAUGCCCCAUGAUAUAGACCAAUUUCAUGUUACUUUUUGAACAAUUUUGCAACCUUUGAUGGAUCGAAUUUAAAAAGCCUCAGGAAAAAUCCGUUUGCACAAGGUUUAACUAUUCAUCCAAACCCGUUUAAUCAUUUCCCAGGAAUGUCUAUAUUCCUUAAGAAACCAUAAAAUUUUCACUGUGUUCCUAGAAAAGGGUCACAUCUAGACCGUUUAUAGGUCAAUCGAACUUUCCACAUGCCUGCAAGAUAGCUCCUUGACAAUCAUGGUGCAUCGUUUAUUUUGUAAGAUACGUUUAGCAAGUUACUCAAUCGGAAUUGCAACAAUUAUUUUUUUUCUUUCCGUUGGGAUUAUUGUGAUGUGAAUCAUAAUAAAAUGUAUGCUAUAAUAUUCUGUAAUCUUGAACAUUAUUGUAAAGUAGGCUGCAAUUAACUUCAUACAGCCGAAGUUGUUAUCUUUUAGUAUUGAGAAGGGUAGAAUUGCUAUUGGAUGAAUUUGGCCUUUUUGUCUGCAUUUCUACAAAAUUGUUGUGCAAGUUUAAUGGGUGCUGGAAAAGUUAUCCAAGCAACUUGGUGCCAUGUUAAGUCGACAGAACUGCAGAAAUAAUUGAAUGUUUCAAAUGAUAUGCCAUUUACUGAUUUUCGUGCUUUCUCUUUUCGUUAAAUUUAGAAUGGAACAAAACUAAAGUUUGCAAUUUUUUCUAUGCAUAUAAGAUAUUACAAAAACAUGUUACUUUCUACUAUACUUAUCCUAGUUACUAUACUACACCACAUGGACGAUACCAAGGGGAGCAAAAGAUAAUGACUACCCUAUGGCCAACAGGCAACGUUGAACUACACAUAAUUACAUUAUUUAUGUUUAAAAACUAAUGGCUAUGAUGCUAGGUUCUGUUUGACAGCUAUUGAACAGUA
Molecule: messenger RNA, 4197 nt
Organism: Rhopilema esculentum
Lineage: Eukaryota; Metazoa; Cnidaria; Scyphozoa; Rhizostomeae; Rhizostomatidae
Product: somatostatin receptor type 2
Biological process (GO): G protein-coupled receptor signaling pathway
Cellular component (GO): plasma membrane
Molecular function (GO): G protein-coupled receptor activity
Source: RefSeq, a predicted model, not a curated record